AUGGAAGGAGACAGAGAUGCAACAAAAGUUUGUAAUUUACGAGAACGACCAUUAUUAAUACGAGUUAAUGGAAUAUUAUAUGAUAUAGCAUUAUUUGCUUCAAAACAUCCUGGUGGACAAAAGGUACUUAAACAUUUAGCAGGUGAAAAUGUUGAUGAAUAUAUGAAUGGUACUAAGCGUAUCCUUGGGGUUAAACAUGCACAUUCAGCUGCUGCAUAUCGAAUGCUUCAAAAAUAUUCCGUUGAUAAUUGCUAUGAGGGAGACGAUGAAUUAUUAUCUGAUAAGCCAAUUUUAAGUAAAGUGGGCUAUUUGGGUGAUCGAUACUGGACGUGGAUUCAUCAACCAUACGAUGGAACACUUCGAUUAUUUGAAUCAGAUAUUUUGGAAAAUAUGACUAGGACAAGUUGGUGGGUGGUACCACUUGUUUGGUUACCUUUGGUGAUUAUCUUUACACUACGCGCUUUUUCAAUGAUUUUCCAGGACUAUGGAUUUCUGUACGGCCUCAUUAUUUGGACGUUCCUUUUUACAUUAGGUGUUCUUGCAUGGACUCUUCUGGAAUAUCUUCUUCAUCGUUUUGCAUUUCACUGGAAGCCUAAUCCAGAAUCACGCAUUCAAAUCAUUUUGCAUUUCCUAUUACAUGGUUUGCAUCAUAAAACACCAAUGGAUGGUGAUCGUUUGGUUUUUCCACCUGUGCCGGCAGCUCCAAUUGUUGCAUUUUUUUAUUAUUUAUAUACUUCAUUACUACCAUACGACUUGUUUUGUUGUUUUGGAGCUGGUAAAUUGUUUGGUUAUAUCAUUUACGAUUGUUCACAUUAUUAUUUUCAUCAUGCCGAUCCAUUACCAGGAACAAAUCUACACUUUCGAAAAGUCUAUCAUAAUAAUCAUCAUUUCAAGCAUUUCGAUUUGGCUUUUGGUAUAUCGACUGUUUUAUGGGAUUAUGUUUUUAAUACAGUUGGUGCAGGUCCACUAUGA
Molecule: messenger RNA, 972 nt
Organism: Brugia malayi
Lineage: Eukaryota; Metazoa; Nematoda; Chromadorea; Rhabditida; Onchocercidae
Gene: Bma-fath-1
Product: Fatty acid hydroxylase family protein
Exons: 6
Coding region: 1-972 (323 amino acids)
Biological process (GO): fatty acid metabolic process; lipid biosynthetic process
Cellular component (GO): endoplasmic reticulum; membrane
Molecular function (GO): fatty acid 2-hydroxylase activity; iron ion binding
Source: RefSeq, a predicted model, not a curated record